Molecule: messenger RNA, 2641 nt
Organism: Chenopodium quinoa (quinoa)
Lineage: Eukaryota; Viridiplantae; Streptophyta; Magnoliopsida; Caryophyllales; Amaranthaceae
Product: polyadenylate-binding protein 2-like
Exons: 9
Coding region: 412-2397 (661 amino acids)
Cellular component (GO): ribonucleoprotein complex; nucleus; cytosol
Molecular function (GO): poly(A) binding; poly(U) RNA binding; mRNA 3'-UTR binding
Source: RefSeq, a predicted model, not a curated record
UCUCUCUCUAAAACCAGUUGCUUACUUUCUCUCUCUAAAAGUUUCUCAAUCUCUCUCUUCCGUCGUCGCCGCCGUCGUUUCCGGCGGCGCGAUCCUCUAUCUCCGGCGAAUUCCGCCCUAAUUACCCUCAUUCCACCCUUCCCUCUCCUCUCUUUAUCUCUCUCUUAAUCUUAAAAAAUCGAAAAAAAAGUUAUUAGAAAAUACCCAGAAAAAAAAAACCUAAAAAAUUUUCGUGUUUAUUUUUACAAAAGUUGUGUUUGAUUUGUUGCCGAAUAAUCAGAGGAGAGGGAAGUGGUUUAUAUAAAAAACCGAAAAAAAUUGAAAAUUUUGAAAAACGAAAAAAACCCUUAAUUUAUUUUUUGUCCUUCUCUCCUAAAUUUUAGGUUUUAGGGUUUUUAGGAGUGAGAAAAAAUGGCUCAACCUCAGGUGCAAGCGAAUGGCGGGGCUCCGGCGGCUACUGCGGCCGCAGUAGGCGGUGGUGCGGCGGCUCCUGCUGGUGGGGCUGCGGCGGCGGCUGCGGGACAGUUCGUUACGACGUCGUUGUAUGUGGGUGAUUUGGAUGUGAAUGUGAGUGAUUCACAGCUGUAUGAUGUGUUCAAUCAACUGGGUCAGGUGGUUUCGGUUAGGGUUUGCAGGGAUUUGGCUACUCGUCGAUCACUUGGUUAUGGUUAUGUCAAUUAUGCUAACCCACAAGAUGCUGCAAGAGCGAUAGAUGUCCUGAACUUCACUCCUCUCAACAACAGGCCUAUCAGGAUAAUGUAUUCUCACCGUGAUCCUAGUGUCCGUAAAAGUGGGGCUGGAAACAUUUUUAUCAAGAAUUUGGAUAAGGCCAUUGACAACAAAGCACUGUAUGACACCUUUUCUGCUUUUGGGACCAUCCUGUCUUGCAAGAUUGCUACUGAUUUAUCUGGGCAUUCAAAAGGACAUGGUUUUGUGCAGUACGAGACUGAGGAGUCUGCUCAAAAAGCCAUAGAGAAGCUGAAUGGCAUGCUGUUGAAUGACAAGCAAGUCUAUGUGGGCCCUUUUCAGCGAAGGCAAGAAAGAGAAAAUUCCGUUGACAAGACCAAAUUCACAAAUGUUUUUGUGAAAAAUCUUGCAGAGGCAACAUCAGAUGAUGAUAUGAAUAAGAUUUUUAGUCAAUAUGGGAAAAUUACGAGUGCUGUUGUGAUGCGUGAUGCAGAUGGAAAGUCAAAAUGCUUUGGGUUUGUCAACUUUGAAAAUGCAGAUGAUGCUGCUAUUGCUGUGGAGGCUCUAAAUGGGCAGACAGUUGAUGGUAAGGACUGGUAUGUUGGUAAAGCCCAGAAAAAGUCAGAAAGGGAAGCUGAGCUGAAGAAUCAAUUUGAGCAGAGUAUGAAAGAGGUGGUAGACCAAUAUCAGGGAAAAAACCUGUACAUUAAAAAUUUGGAUGAUACCAUUGACGAUGACAAACUCAAAGAAGCAUUUGCUCCAUAUGGCACGAUUACUUCAUGCAAGAUAAUGCGAGAUCCUACUGGUGUAAGCAAGGGAUCAGGCUUUGUUGCAUUUUCGACUGCUGAAGAGGCAUCUCGAGCUUUGUUGGAGAUGAAUGGAAAGAUGCUUGUUAGCAAGCCUCUUUAUGUUGCCCUUGCACAACGUAAGGAAGACAGAAGAGCAAGGUUGCAGGCCCAAUUCUCUCAAAUGCGCCCUGUUGCUAUGCCACCAUCUGUUGGUCCCAGGAUAUCAGUCUAUCCUCCUGGUGGUCCUGGGCUUGGGCAGCAGAUGUAUUAUGGGCAAGGACCUCCUGCUAUGCUUCCACAUCAGCCUGCAUUUGGAUACCAGCAUCAAAUGAUGCCUGGUUUGAGAGGUGCUCCAGUGCCAAAUUUCUUUAUGCCAAUGGUUCAGCAAGGGCAGCAGGGUCCACGCCCUAGUGGCAGACGCGGAGGCGGUGGUCCAGUCCAGCAAUCUCAGCAGCCUAUUAUGAUGCAGCAGCAGAUGAUGCCAAGGGGACGUUAUCAUCGUUAUCCUCCUGCUCGUCCUCUGCCAGAUGCUCCUAUCCCUGGUGUCACUGGAGGAGUGCUUCCUGGUGGUCAAUUUGAUAUGGGUGGCAUGCAAAUGCGUGAAUCUGCUAUGUCUCCAACUGUUCCUGUCGGCACAUUGGCUACUUUGCUUGCUAAUGCUACUCCUGAGCAUCAGAGGCUUCUCUUGGGAGAGAAUCUGUAUCCAUUGGUGGAGCAGCUGGAGCCAGAUAUGGCUGCUAAAGUGACAGGGAUGCUGCUGGAGAUGGAUCAGACUGAAGUCCUGCAUUUGUUGGAGUCUCCAGAUGCGCUGAAGGCCAAGGUUGCCGAAGCAAUGGAAGUCUUAAGGAAUGUUACUCAGCAGCAGCCUAGCAACCCUGCUGAUCAGCUUGCUGCUAUGUCACUGAAUGACAACCUCUCUUAAGGGCAAUGAGCCAAAUUACUGAUUCAUAAACUAGAACUGAGUCGAUUUCAUGUUUUGGGAUUUGUGAAACCUGCUGGUGUGCUGUUGAACUGAGAUUUGUGGUGGUUGACAUCUUGAUAACCUGUUAAGGUUUCUAGACAAAGUUUGCUUCAACUCUUGAGCUGUUUGUCCUAAAAUAUUGCUCUUUAUGCUCUGUUUUUGACUCUUGAAAGUAUCUACUCUUUUAACUCUGGUUUUAUUGUUA